Cylicostephanus goldi is the source of this 290-nucleotide messenger RNA. NCBI's taxonomy places the organism in Eukaryota, Metazoa, Nematoda, Chromadorea, Rhabditida, Strongylidae. The record is from the annotation of a GenBank genome assembly.
AUGUUCCGGCGUUGUGAGGAUGACUUGUGCAUGCUGAUGAAGUUCAUCUCCAACAGUCCUGUCGUGUUCUUGGCUGCUAAUACAUUCCAACAACUGCCGCAGCCGACUGUAGUGUCAGUUGCACAGAAUCUUGUGUUUGCAUUGAAUCGCUGGGAUAACUCGUACACAUAUGGGGCCAGCUCACGAAGCGCACUGAACUUGGGAAAUGAGAAAGCAGGAGAAUCCGAUAACGCAUCCGAAAAUCUCAAAUUUGGUGCUUGUUGUUUCAAUUUUAAGGUUUGUAAGUGAGC